GGGUGGGAGGUCAGGGAUGGCCCCGCAGGACUUUUGUGUGGGUGAGCUAGCCUGGCGCCCUCCUACCUUGGCAAUGCCUUCCUGAAGCCCUUCCUCUCACGAGCCCCACGCUUAUAUUCGGGCAAUUACGGGCGCUUUGGUCGCGCGGCUGCCACUGGGCAUGCCCAGUCCCGGGUCACGUGAUGUCUGUCAUGGCCGCCUCCGUGGCCCGGGGAGGCGUGAGUGCUGGGCUGCUGCUGCGGGCGGCCAGGGGAGCCUGGUGGAGCCGGCCCGGAGGCAGUUGGGGGUCUGGGGAGGCGGCGGCGCCAGCGACAGCCAGAGGAUUCCGAGCGACAGCUUCGCACCCGGCGGGGGAGGAGGAAGCUGGCGGCCCCGAGCGGCCCGGGGACGUGUUCCACCUGGCCACCGCGUCCAUCAUCAAGUUUGGCAUCUGCACCUCCAUCUGUCCCCAGGGUGAACGUGGUGUUCGUAGACCGGUCAGGCCAACGGAUUCCGGUGAGCGGCAGAGUGGGGGACAAUGUUCUCCACUUGGCCCAGCGCCACGGAGUGGACCUGGAAGUCUAGACACACUGGCUUUCUUGCUGUUCCUCAAACAAAAAACCAAGUUCGUUCCUGCCUCGGGGCUUUUGCACUUGCUGCUCCAGACAUCUGAAGUACUUUCCCACCAGAUCUUCUGGCUCUCCAUCUCAUCCUUCAGGUCUCAAUGGGCCUGUGAAGCUUCCCUGGCGUGCUCCACCUGCCAUGUGUACGUGAGCGAGGACCACCUGGACCUCCUGCCUCCUCCUGAUGAGCGGGAGGACGACAUGCUGGACAUGGCCCCCCUUCUUCAGGAGAACUCCCGGCUGGGCUGCCAAAUCGUGCUGACUCCCGAGCUGGAAGGGGCCGAAUUCACCUUGCCGAAGAUCACCAGGAACUUCUACGUGGACGGCCAUGUCCCCAAGCCCCACUGACGUGGGCAGCCGUCGUGGCCCUCGGGGCCAGGACUGGAAGAAUAGCCAAGCUGCCCGCCCAGCCCAGAGCGUGGACAGGCCCGAGAGAGAUGUUGGGAGCAGCCAGAAGCCCAAAGCCCCUGCUUCAGAUCCCAUGUCCAGGCUCUGGUUGGGGGAUGGGGUGGGGGGUGGGAGGGGCACCAGCCCCUGCCCGGGAGCCUCCCCCAAACUCAGGAGAAUCAGUGUGUGGAUAGGGUGGAAUCUGACUGGAAUGACAAUAAAACUGUCUCACAGAC
Messenger RNA from Leopardus geoffroyi (Geoffroy's cat), 1225 nucleotides. RefSeq names its product ferredoxin 2 (gene FDX2). The transcript has 6 exons. Lineage: Eukaryota; Metazoa; Chordata; Mammalia; Carnivora; Felidae. The coding region runs from base 183 to 950 and encodes 255 amino acids. Gene Ontology annotation, biological process: positive regulation of oxidoreductase activity; P450-containing electron transport chain. Gene Ontology annotation, molecular function: 2 iron, 2 sulfur cluster binding. The record is from RefSeq and is a predicted model, not a curated record. Gene Ontology annotation, cellular component: mitochondrion.